This is a messenger RNA of Colossoma macropomum (tambaqui), 926 nucleotides long. RefSeq names its product dynactin subunit 6 (gene dctn6). Gene Ontology annotation, cellular component: dynactin complex. The coding region runs from base 72 to 659 and encodes 195 amino acids. Gene Ontology annotation, biological process: mitotic spindle organization. Gene Ontology annotation, molecular function: dynein complex binding. The record is from RefSeq and is a predicted model, not a curated record. The transcript is spliced from 7 exons. NCBI's taxonomy places the organism in Eukaryota, Metazoa, Chordata, Actinopteri, Characiformes, Serrasalmidae.
CCUCAAUCGAGCCGGUUCGCGCUUGGCUAUCAGCCCUCGUAAUCGCGAACUGCAGCGUUCAUUCCACCGACAUGGCGGACCCGAACGCAAAACAAACCAACCAGAAAAGUGUCAGAAUAGCUGCAGGUGCAGUGGUCUGUGUGGAGAGUGAAAUAAGAGGAGAUGUGACGAUUGGGCCGAGGACGGUGGUUCACCCCAAAGCCCGUAUUAUUGCAGAGGCCGGUCCCAUCAUCAUAGGAGAAGGCAACCUGAUAGAGGAGCAGGCUCUCAUCAUUAACAGCUAUCCUGAAAACAUCAUGCCUGACACAGAGGGAGUCGAACCCAAGACAAUGACGAUAGGCGUCAACAAUGUUUUUGAAGUUGGCUGUGUUUCUCAGGCACUGAAAAUCGGGGACAACAAUGUCAUUGAAUCUAAAGCUGACGUGGGGAGGAAUGUGAUUCUGACGAGUGGGUGUAUUAUCGGGUCGUGCUGUCAGGUGAACACCUGUGAGGUGAUUCCAGAGAACACGGUUAUCUACGGCUCCGGCUGCAUGCGGCGUGUUCAGACAGAGAGACCACAGCCUCAGACGCUGCAGCUGGACUUCCUGAUGAAGAUUUUACCCAACUACCACCAUCUGAAGAAAACGGUGAAGGGGAACUCCACUCCUGCGAGAAGCUGAACAGUACAGUUUACACUAGAGAGCUGCACUGGUGAUAAUACAAACAAAUGGUCCAUGCUUGAAUCUCGUAGUUUCUUUAUUCCUUAGUUCAUUGCUCAGUAGUCACUGUAACAUAAAUGGUCCAUGCUUGGAUCUAGCAUUUCCUUUAUUUGUAUUAUUUCAUUGCUUAAUUGUCACUACAAGAUCUGUUUGUCACCUUCUGCCAUGUAUUUUUCUUUGUAUUUAUUGUUGCCUGAUAUUAAAGGCUUUCUCAUCCAGUUAUCCUGA